AUGCUCUUCGGAAGGCAUCCAUUUUAUGAUACUGACCGAUCAUUUCCUGAUGAUAUUGAAGUAUCACAUGCUGCUAAAAAUCUUAUUUCUGGAAUACUCAAUCCAGAUUAUAAUUCUCGUCUCACACUUACCGAAAUCCGCCGACAUUUCUUUUUCCGUGGACCGACACCCGUUAAACUGCCGAUUUCCGCCUUGUGGACCGCACCGAAUUACGACGACGUUCUUUCCAAAUCCGAACAGUUAACAGGAACUCUUAAUCCCCGACCAAAAAUACCAAAACUGUUGUAG
This is a messenger RNA of Diversispora eburnea, 288 nucleotides long. The record is from the annotation of a GenBank genome assembly. NCBI's taxonomy places the organism in Eukaryota, Fungi, Glomeromycota, Glomeromycetes, Diversisporales, Diversisporaceae.